Molecule: messenger RNA, 2475 nt
Organism: Camellia sinensis
Lineage: Eukaryota; Viridiplantae; Streptophyta; Magnoliopsida; Ericales; Theaceae
Gene: SVR7
Product: pentatricopeptide (PPR) repeat-containing protein
Biological process (GO): positive regulation of translation
Cellular component (GO): chloroplast stroma
Molecular function (GO): mRNA binding; protein binding; rRNA primary transcript binding
Source: RefSeq, a predicted model, not a curated record
GAGCUUUCAAAAAACACCCCAACCCCCACUCUCACACAAGCUUGAGAGGCAAAUGGCUUAUCAUCUCUGCUCUUCCCCAUCUUCUCGGCCCCCUCACGACCACCCUCUCUUCUGCAACUCUCUCUCUCCUCCAUUCUCGCUCAAACCCACACCUUUUCGUCCUUCUCUCACUCUAAAACACUCCAUGCACCCUUUCUCUCUCCAUUCAAGAACCUCUCUCCAAAUCGGCCGAGUGUCUGUUCAAGACCCAAUUUCAGAAGAUACCCAGAACUCAAAUUCCUCUGAAUUUCCAAAUUCUGAUGAAAAGAUCAGUUCUUCGUCCAAAAGCUACAUAUGGGUCAAUCCCAGAAGCCCCAGAGCUUCGCAGUUUCGUCGGCAAUCGUACGAUUCCAGGUAUUCUUCUCUUGUUAGAAUCGCUGAGUCUCUGAAUUCAUGUAACCCUACUGAGGAUGAUGUUUUCAGUAUAUUGGUUGGUUUGGGCGAGAAAAUUGUAGAGCAAGACGGUGUUGUUGUUCUUAAUAACAUGUCCAACCCUGAAACAGCGCCUAUUGUGCUAAAAUACUUUCAAGGGAAACUUAAAUUGAGUAAAGAAGUGAUUCUUUAUAAUGUGACAUUGAAGGUGUUCAAGAAAUGUAGGGAUUUAGAUAGAGCAGAGAAGCUGUUCGAUGAAAUGCUCCAGAGAGGAGUCAAACCAGACAAUGUUACAUUUUCGACCAUAAUUAGUUGCGCUAGGUUGUCAUCUUUGCCAAAAAAGGCUGUGGAGUGGUAUGAGAAGAUGUCGCUGUAUGGUUGCGAACCCGAUGAUGUUAAUCACGCAGUGAUGAUCGAUGCCUAUGGACGGGCUGGUAAUAUUGACAUGGCUUUGAGCUUGUAUGACCGUGCCAGAGCGGGAAAGUGGAAGAUUGAUGCUGUGACAUUCUCAACUUUGAUAAAAAUUUAUGGGAUGUCGGGGAAUUUUGAUGGGUGCUUGAAUGUAUAUGAGGAAAUGAAAGCACUGCGCAUUAAACCGAACUUGGUUGUAUAUAACACAUUGUUGGAUGCGAUGGGAAGAGCCAAGAGACCUUGGCAAGCCAAAUCUGUUUACAAUGAGUUGAUAAAGAAUGGGUUUACACCGAAUUGGGCAACCUAUGCUGCACUACUUCGGGCCUAUGGAAAAGUUCGCUAUGGUGAAGAUGGCAUCAAUGUGUAUAGAGAGAUGAAGGGGAAGGGAAUGGAAUUGAAUGUUACCCUUUACAAUACCAUUUUAGCCAUGUGUGCCGAUGUAGGGUAUAUUGAUGAAGCUGUUGAGAUUUUUGAGGAUAUGAAGAGAUCCGAGACUUGCAAGCCUGACAGUUGGACUUUCUCAUCCUUGAUUACUAUAUACUCCUGCAGUGCGAAAGUCUUGGAGGCAGAGGCCAUGUUGAACGAGAUGUUGGAUGUGGGUUUUGAGCCUAAUAUUUUUGUCCUGACCUCACUCAUUCAAUGCUAUGGAAAAGCAAACCGAACAGAUGAUGUUAUUCGGACAUUUAAUCGUGUUUUAGAGCUAGGCAUAACACCUGAUGAUCGGUUCUGCGGUUGUCUUCUGAAUGUGAUGACCCAAACACCGAAGGAAGGACUCAGUAAGAUGACCAACUGCAUCGAGAAGGCUAAUUCAAAGCUUGGUUACGUGGUGAAACUCAUCGUGGAGGAUGAAAACGUAGAAAGGGAGAUUUUUAGGAGGGAAGCUCAUCAACUCUUUAAUUCGAUUUCUGCUGAUGUUAAAAAAGCUUACUGCAAUUGCUUAAUUGAUCUCUGUGUUAAUCUCAACAUGUUAGAGAGAGCUUGUGAGUUGUUAGACCUAGGGGUUACACUUGAGAUAUACAUGGAUAUACAGUCAAAGUCUCUGACACAAUGGUCUUUACACUUGAAGAGCCUCUCUCUUGGGGCAGCUCUGACUGCAUUACAUGUUUGGAUGAAUGACUUGUCCAAGGCAUUGGAAAAUGGAGAGGAGUUUCCAUCAUUGCUUGGAAUCAAUACAGGGCAUGGGAAACACAAAUAUUCGGACAAAGGUUUGGCAGCAGUGUUUGAAUCACAUCUGAAGGAACUAAAUGCUCCAUUCCAUGAGGCCCCUGACCAGGUUGGCUGGUUUUUGACGACAAAGGUUGCAGCCAAGUCAUGGUUGGAGUCUAGAUGCUCCCCUGAGCUAGUUGCUGCACAGAUACUGCCCUCGUAAGGGUUUCAUCUUCCAAAAGUAGCUUUUAUUGUUAUAAGAUCUCUAGAAACAGUAAAAGGUGUGUCCAGAAUUCUCCUUUCCUGUCUGUUUGCCUAAUCUAACUCUCAUGGUAGAGAAAAAUUUUGUACUACUACUACUACUACUACUACAUGCAAACAGUCCAUUCACACUAGGCUGAUUUAUUGCUUAUUUUACUUGAAUGUGUCGAUAGAGUUAAUGAAUCACCAGUGACUUGAAGGCAAGUUCUUUAUCAUCAAUGGGUGUUAUGAAUAUUGUUUCACAAA